Messenger RNA from Ilex paraguariensis (yerba mate), 831 nucleotides. The record is from the annotation of a GenBank genome assembly. NCBI's taxonomy places the organism in Eukaryota, Viridiplantae, Streptophyta, Magnoliopsida, Aquifoliales, Aquifoliaceae.
AUGGCUUCAGUGGCAGUUGCAUCUCUUGAAGCUGAGCUGAACAGAACUAGGUCACAGAUCACUCUUGUUCAGAUGAAGGAGAAAGAAGCAAAAGAUAAGAUGGUGGAGCUUCCCAAGCAACUACAAGAGGCAGCUCAAGAGGCUGAUCAGGAAAAGUCACUUGCUCAAAUGGCUCGUGAAGAUCUAAGGAAGGCAAAGGAGGAAGCAGAACAAGCAAAGUCUGGAGCAAUUACCAUGGGAAGUAGACUGCUUGCAGCUCAAAAGGAGAUGGAGGCUGCAAAGGCUUCUAAGAAGUUGGCAUUAGCAGCUAUCAACGCACUGCAAGACAGUGAAUCAACUAGAAGUACAAAUGACGAGGGUUCACCAGCUGGAGUAGCAAUUUCUGUAGAGCAGUACUAUGAGCUCAGCAAGUGGGCCUACGAAGCAGAGGAGCAGGCCAACAUGAGGGUGGCUGCUGCCCUAUCCAAAAUUGAGGUGGCCAAAGAGUGUGAGUCGGAAAUCUUGACCAAGGACGGGAAAUUGGGUGUGGAACGAGAGUUGAGAAAGUGGAGGAGGGCUGAACAUGAGCUAAGGCGAGCUGGUGUAGCCAUUCAAGGAGUGGCAAAGCCAGCUAAGAGUCCAAGAACAAGCUUUGAGUUUGAGGAGAGAAAAGAAUCAGAGAGUUUUAACCAUUCACUAGAUGUUGCUGUACCUCAGGAUUAUAUGCCGAACCCAAAGGCAAAUGUUCAGGGAAGCUACACUGAAACUGAUUCUUCCCCAGAAGUGAAGGUUACAAAGAAAAAGAGGAGAUCAUUUUUCCCACGAUUUUUCAUGUUCUUGGCCAGAAGAUAG